GCGCGCGCACUCGUGGGCUCCCAGUGGCCAUCGGUUGGUGCGCGGCUGCUGCUCCGCGGCGAAGAUGGCGGCGCUGCUCUCCCUCACUCAGCUUUCAAGUGGAAACCCAAUGUAUGAAACAUACUACAGGCAGGUGGAUCCAGCUCAUACAGGAAAAGUUGGGCCCAACGAGGCAGCACUGUUUCUGAAGAAAUCUAGACUGUCUGAUGCUAUCUUAGGAAAGAUCUGGGAUGUAGCAGAUCCUGAAGGCAAAGGCUAUCUGGAUAAGCAAGGCUUUUAUGUAGCUUUACGCCUGGUUGCGUGUGCACAGAAUGGCCAUGACGUUAGCCUGAGCAGUCUAAAUGUGACAUUGCCACCACCCAAAUUUCAUGACAGCAGCAGUCCCUUAUUAAUAACACCCUCUCCCUCUUCAGAUGUGCACUGGGCUGUAAGGCCUGAAGAAAAAGCCAAAUUCGAUGGAAUUUUUGAAAGCUUGUCCCCAAUCAAUGGCCUCCUAUCCGGUGACAAGGUCAAACCUGUGUUGAUAAACUCAAACUUACCUCUUGAUGUCUUGGGAAGGGUUUGGGACCUUAGUGAUGUUGAUAAAGAUGGCCACCUGGACAAAGAUGAGUUUGCUGUGGCGAUGCAUCUUGUUUACAGAGCUUUGGAGAAGGAGCCAGUUCCCCCUACUCUGCCGUCUGCACUUCUACCGCCAUCCAAGAGGAAAAAGCAAGGGCCAUCACUUGCUGGUUCUGUGCCAGUUUUACCUGCCAGUCCUCCCCCUAAAGAUAGCCUGAGAUCCACUCCAUCACACGGCAGUAUUAAUAGCUUAAACAGCACAGGGAGCAUUUCUCCAAAACACAUUAAACAGCCAAUAAAUUGGGUUGUGCCAACUAAUGACAAGAUGCGAUAUGAUGACAUCUUCCUCAAAAUAGACUUGGAUCUGGAUGGGUAUGUGAGUGGAUUGGAAGUAAAAGAUAUCUUCAUGCAAUCUGCACUUCAUCAGAAUAUCUUGGCUCACGUAUGGGCCCUAGCUGACACAAAACAAAUGGGAAAACUGAACAGGGAACAGUUCGCUUUAGCAAUGUAUCUUAUCCAGCAGAAGGUCAGCAAAGGGGUUGACCCUCCCCAAGUGCUGACGCCAGACAUGAUCCCACCAUCAGAAAGGACUACGCCAGUAUCUGAUUGCACAAGCUCAGUUGGCUCCGGUGAUUUCACUGGCAUCAAAGAACUAGAUGCAAUUAGCAACGAAAUCAGUGAAUUGCAAAGGGAGAAGUAUAUACUGGAGCAGGACAUCCGAGAGAAAGAGGAGGCCAUUAGGCAGAAAACCAAUGAAGUACAGGAACUUCAAAAUGACUUGGAUAGAGAAAACAACAACCUGCAGGAGCUGGAGUCCCAGAAACAGGCUGCCCAGGACAGACUUGAUGAAAUGGACCAGCAGAAGGCCAAACUUGAGGAUAUGCUCAAUGAUAUUCGGCAGAAGUGUCAAGAGGAGAACCAGACGAUUUCAUCGUUGAAGAUGCAGAUAGCGAAUCAGGAAUCAGACAUGCAAUCUCAAGAAGAAGAGCUGACUAAAGCCAAAUCAGAACUGAAUAAACUGCAGCAAGAAGAGUCACAGUUAGAACAGAGCAUUGAAGCUGGCAAGGUCCAACUUGAGACAAUCAUUAAGUCUCUGAAGUCUACACAAGAUGAAAUUAAUCAGGCAAGAAGCAAACUUACCCAAUUGCAAGACUCGCAGCAAGAAGUUAGUAAAAGCAUUGACCAAUACAGUAAUGCACUGAAUGGCUCAUUAACCAGUCACGGCGGCAGCAUGACCAACUUGGCAGACAUGAGUGAUGGCAUUGCAGAAAGAGACAGUGGCUUCGUAACGAUGGAUGACCCCUUCAGGGGCAAAGCUUCACCUUUCAAUAAUAAUACUCAAGAUCUACACACAGAUCCAUUCCAGUCAGAAGAUCCCUUCAAGACAGAUCCAUUCAAAGGAGCUGAUCCUUUUAAAGAUAGUGAUCCAUUCCAAAACGACCCUUUUGCCCAUCAGCAGGCAGCAGCAACGACAGAUCCAUUUGGUGGUGACCCCUUUAAAGAAAAUGAUCCAUUCCACAAUACAUCAUCUGAUGAGUUUUUCAAGAAGCCACCAAAGAGUGAUCCUUUUACAUCUUCAUCAGCCUCUGAUCCUUUCAGCAGGGAGCAUGCCAUGCCAUCUAAAACUGACCCUUUUGGGAGUACUGAUCCUUUUGCACUGGCAGCAUCCAAGGGCCCAGAUCCUUUUGGGACAUUGGAUCCUUUUGGAACCAGCGCCUUUGGGAGUGGAGGUUUUGCUGACUUCACCCAGAUGUCGAAGCCCUCAAAUUCUGAUCCUUUUGCUGCUUCCGGUUCGGGCCAGUUUGGUGGGCAAGGAUUCAUUGAUGACCCUUUUCAAAAUAAACAGGAUACCCCAGCGCUGCCUCCAAAGAAAAGUGUUCCACCACGGCCUAAAGCGCCGCCUAGUGGUAAAAGUACCCUUGUAAACAGGCCUGGCUCGGCCGACUCUGUCAAGUCCCACGAUCCUUUCCAGCCCUUUGGCGCUUAUGACGGUGACCAGUUUCAAAGUAAAAAGGGGCUCGGUGACCCAUUCAGCGGUAAAGAUCCCUUCACGCCUUCUUCCUCAAGUAAAACUUCUAAAGACUCUUCUUUGGGUUUUGCAGACUUCAGCUCUUUUGGUAAUGAAGAGGAACAGCUGGAAUGGGCAAAAAGGGAGAGUGCAAGAACAGAACGUGAGAGAUUAGAACGGUUACACAAGCAAGAACAAGAAGACCUAGAGCUUGCCAUAGCACUCAGCAAAGCAGAAAUGUCUGAUGUGUAAAUAGUGCCAUGGCCCACUCAGUCAAAAACAUAUGAGCUGUAAGAAUAUAGGGCAGAGAAAUAGGAGAGAAGAGGAAAUGAUUGGACACUGGGUGUUCUGAAUGUACUGGACAGUAACUGGCCAAAACCCCACUUAUACAAAUGGCACUGAAUCAAUUACAUGGACUCCUUGGAGAUGCAGAAGGUGAUGAUGCACAAAGAAUGUAUUGUGUAAUUAAAAAGGAGAAAGAAUCCUUACCAUUCUCAGUGAAUUGGCAAUUCUGUCUGUUGUGUUCAUGCACAUGAAAGACUUUGAUGCUGAUGCUAAUUUUCUUUUGCAAUGUUGAAGAGAAAAAAAACAAACCCCUCCCACACUCUCUCCCAAAGCAAAAUUAUAUAAUAUAUGUGUAUAAACUGCCUGGUUUGUUAUUCUCUCUAUGUUGCAAAAUGCCUAGUAGGUAUUUUCACAGACUUUACAUGUACAGUGUCUCAUUUCAUGUUUUAUAAUACCCCCCACUCACCUUUCUGUCAAACAUGCCUUAGUGUUACUGCAUGAAUGCAGUAAACUCUGAGCAGGAAUUACCCUGUUCCAGUGCAGCUUAUUAAUCUGCAAAGACUUGUACAUUAUUUCUGUUAUAUUUGUCUGAUACACUGUCGUGUAAUUGAAAAACCUAUCCCAUUUAAUUCAUUGCACAUUUCUUUAAUAUAAUAAAUGUGAGGAGACAUUCCUGUACCACUGGAUAAUUCAGUGAACUCACUGAAGUUUCACUAAUUUUUGUUUGUAGCAUUAUGAAAAUAUGUGUAGAGUAACCAAGUUUUCUCAUCUUCUGGUAUGUUCUUUUAGUAUGUCACAUGAAUGUGCAGAUUAAUUGUCUUCAUUAUAAUGUGAUAUGCCCACAAUUUUGAGCCAUUUGCAAAGAGAACAGUUGGAGCCUGAAUAUAGUAGAAACUAGAACACUUAGUGGUGAACAGCAGAUAAUCAUGGGAAAAGUUAUGGCAUUGUUUUUAAGCUUUGCACAACUGAAAUGAAACUAUUUAAGGCCAGGUACUACCUAUUGUUUAACGUUUUCUAAAUACAAUGCUUCCAAUACAGAGAUUUGCCUUUGCCCUCCAUAUUUUAGCCUUGUAUUACCAUUUUCUUCCAGCUUACUGUUUUAAGUAUUACUUCCGUCAUCGAUGUGGCAAAAAAAGUACUUCUCUGAUACAUGUAAGCAUUUCAUUACACUUCCAUAACUGUUUUCCUUUGCAAUUUUGGUUGAAUUAUUUCCCUUUACAUUGUUGAAUUAUUUCACUUUAAUUGUGAUGGAUAAGGUUUAAAGACAGCCACAACGAUACUUGAUUCCAGUCAACUUGAUCUCUACUGUGAUGUAAAUAUUCUCUGAUGAUUCUGAAUUACCUGAUUUCAGUUAGUCCUUAUGUGACCUUUUAAUUUACUAGCUUGCAGCAGAACUUUCAAAGUGCCUGUUAAUAAUUUGUGUAACUGAGUAAUCAUACUAUGUGAUUGUUACCUGGUCUUAGCACAUUAACCUCAACUCACCAAGGCUCAUUUCUGUACACUGGAUAAGACAGCAACACUGCAGUUGUCUUUAAAGCUUGUCGGUCAUAUUCUCUAUUUACUUGAGGAGACUAGGAUUGAAUGUUUGGUAGGAAUAAUUUUGCAGUUUAUGCCUUUAAUAUUGGUCAAAAAUUCUUGUACAAUGCAAUUCAUCAAUUUAGGACCUCUCCAAUCAUUCUCAUCAGAUGUGGCUGGAACUUGGCAGGAUUAAGGUUUCGCUCAUGAGAAAUCUUUGUAGUUUGUGAAUACUGUGCUGAGAUUUCCAUAUCCAUUUUGGCAUGCUAAUGACAUCCCAGAGAAGACCAUUCAAAUCAAAACCUGUGUAAGUUGAGUAAAAGAUGACCAGAUUUUGCUUCUGUUCUUGAUGUUUUAAUAUGUAUUUACUCCUACUUGAGGUUAUGUGUUAAAUUUACAGUAAUGAUUUGAUUACUGGAAAAUAUGAUGCUAAUGGCAGGAUGAAUCAGAUAUUGAUUUAGAUAGUAGCACCUGUCGGUCAAGGCUUGCUUAUGUAAUUAGACGCCUGCGAGGACCGGUGCUGGAACACUGUAUGUUUGUUAUACAAGUUAAUAAUGGGGAUGUAAAUGUAGGAGGUUCAUAGGUGACAUGAAAAUUGUUGGCGUAAUUGAUAG
Messenger RNA from Mobula hypostoma (lesser devil ray), 4980 nucleotides. RefSeq names its product epidermal growth factor receptor pathway substrate 15-like 1a (gene eps15l1a). Gene Ontology annotation, cellular component: plasma membrane; cytoplasm; clathrin coat of coated pit. The record is from RefSeq and is a predicted model, not a curated record. The transcript has 24 exons. The coding region runs from base 65 to 2818 and encodes 917 amino acids. Gene Ontology annotation, biological process: endocytosis; endosomal transport. Lineage: Eukaryota; Metazoa; Chordata; Chondrichthyes; Myliobatiformes; Myliobatidae. Gene Ontology annotation, molecular function: cadherin binding; calcium ion binding.